Molecule: messenger RNA, 820 nt
Organism: Sorghum bicolor (sorghum)
Lineage: Eukaryota; Viridiplantae; Streptophyta; Magnoliopsida; Poales; Poaceae
Exons: 3
Coding region: 96-677 (193 amino acids)
Source: RefSeq, a predicted model, not a curated record
CCAAUUGAGCCGGGGCACGCCGACAGAUCAAGGCUGCAGCUGCAGGACCAUCUUUUCUCCAGGCAGGGGACCACCGAUCGACCGGCGCCGGCGCCAUGGCUCUGAGCCAGAGCACGCAGCUCGGCCUCGCCACCGCGCUGUUCGGCGUGCUCUCCUUCGUCCUCGCCGUCCUCGCCGAGCUCAAGAAACCGCCGUACGGGACGCCGAUCAAGGGACGGGACGUCGUCGUCUGCCGGUUCCCGCCGGACCCGACGGUGGCGCUGGGGGCGCUGUCGGCGCUGGCCGCGGCGUGCAGCGCGGGGCUAGGCGCGGUCGCCGUCUUCUUCCCCUACGGCGGCAGGCGCGUGCCGAGGAAGGCGCUCUUCGCGCACACCCCGCUCUACGUCUUCUUCCACGUCGCCGUAGGCGUCACGGCGGCCGGCGCCGGGACGACGGUGUGGGCGACGGCGACGGAGGCCAUGCACCACGUCCGGAACGUGCACCGCGACAUGGCCUACGCCUGCCCGACCGCCAAGACCGGGGUGCUCGGCGGCGCGGCGUUCCUCAACCUGGACGCCAUGCUCUUCUGGAUCGUCUGCCUCAUGCUCGCCCGCAACGUCAGGGAGGACUACUUCGACGUCGACCACGGCGGGUACGGGGACGACGGCGUCGCCGGCACGGGGAUCGAAGAGAAGUGAUUUUUUUUUUCGUGCACGCGGUUCGCAACAUGUAGCGUCGGCAUAUGUAACAUGUACCAUCACAUUACUUGUAUAUGUAUUUCGCCUUGUUUAGUUUUAUCCAAAAACAAAAAAAAUUAAGGUCUUGUUUAGUUCCUAAAAAA